CUCAAAAUAAUUUUAAUAAUGAAAUUUCCCAAUUAAUUCAUUCUAAUGAUAAAGUACAAUUGAAAUCACUUACUCUAGAAGUUAAUAAUCAACAUUGGAUGUUAGAAUUCAGAGAAAAGGACAAGAUAUUAGAACAACAAAAAAGACAAUUAUAUAUUCAAAUAAUGGAUCAAAGUUAUAUAUCAUGUAAUACUUUUCAAUCUUUAGCAAAAAUAACUCCUGAAAUUGAGUGUGAAUAUAAAAUUA
Racocetra fulgida is the source of this 246-nucleotide messenger RNA. The record is from the annotation of a GenBank genome assembly. Lineage: Eukaryota; Fungi; Glomeromycota; Glomeromycetes; Diversisporales; Gigasporaceae.